AUGGCCUCAGCAUCGCAAUUAGUUGGCCUCGCCAAGUCGUUGCCCGCUCCUCUGCAGCGCUUCUUCGCCCGAUACCCCCCCGCCGCCAUCCUCCCCGAAAACGCCCCCAAGACUCGAUACCAGGAGGACAGACCAAACCCUUUCCGCUUCUACAAGCACCCCGUGACAGGAAAAUGGCAGGAUCCCAUAUACUCGAAUAGACGCCAGGCUGAGCUGGUCCAGAUGGCCCGUGACAACGGUGUUGAGGAUCUGCUACCUGAUACACGCAAGGCCACCGAGUACCAGUUGGCUCAUCGGGUUGAGCAUGGUUUAAGAGUCAAGGGUACUGGUGUGGGACAGAAGGUCAAGGGUCACAUUCACGAACGACACAUGAUUGCAAAGAUGGAGAAGAGGAGAAAGGCAAUGCUGGAUAUGCCCAGUCUCAUCAAGCGCUGGAAGAGGGUGGGCAAAUACGGAUGGACCAAGUUCCCCAAAUAA
Molecule: messenger RNA, 477 nt
Organism: Fusarium pseudograminearum CS3096
Lineage: Eukaryota; Fungi; Ascomycota; Sordariomycetes; Hypocreales; Nectriaceae
Exons: 3
Coding region: 1-477 (158 amino acids)
Cellular component (GO): mitochondrial large ribosomal subunit
Molecular function (GO): structural constituent of ribosome
Source: RefSeq, a predicted model, not a curated record